AUGGAAUAUCAUAUGCAAUAUCCUCCGAAUGAAGAAAUAAAACAAGAAAAAGAAGUUUUUGUAGAAAAACCUUUAGAAAAAAAAUUUAUAAAAAAAAAAAAAUCAUUUCUGAUUAUUUUAUCUAUUUCCGUAUUUUCUUUAAUUGCAUUAAUAUUAAUAUAUAUUAAUAAAGAUGGGAAUAAAAACGAUAUAUUGAAGGGAACUUCAAAUGAAAAUAUUAAUGAUGAGUAUAUAAUAAAUACUUUAUUAAAAAGUAAGAAUGGGAAAAAAUUUUUUUUAUCAAAAUUAGAGGAGCUAAUAUCUUCAUAUGAUAAAAAUAACGUAACUGAUGAUAAAAAAGAAAGUGAUGAAUAUAAAAGGAAUUCAAAUGAUAGAAAUGUAACUACUUUUAAAAAAAAAGAAGGAAACUUAAAAGUGGUAAAAAAAGAGGACUUUGUGAAUUUACAUGAUGUAGGAUUUUUAAUGAGUAAUUUAGAAGUCGUUAAUGCAUUUUAUUUAUUUUUAAAAGAAAAUAAUAAAAAAUACACGACUUCAAAUAAAAUGGAAGAAAAAUUUUUCAUUUUUUCUCAAAAUUAUAAAAAAAUAGAAGAACAUAAUAAAAAAAAUACUUUAUAUAAAAAAAAAAUUAAUAAAUUUGGAGAUUUAACUUAUGAAGAAUUUGCAAAAAAAUACUUAAAUUUAAAACAUUUUGAUAUAAAAAAAAACAUAGAUAAUUUAUCAGGUCUUAGUAAUUAUGAAGAAAUAAUUCAAAGAUAUAAGAAAGAAAAUGAAGAAUUUAGUCUUGCAAGUUUUGAUUGGAGAGAAUUAGGUGGAGUUACACCAGUUAAAGAUCAACAAACAUGUGGUUCAUGCUGGGCGUUUAGUUCAGUAGGAGCAGUAGAGUCACAAUAUGCAAUAAGAAGAAAUGAACACGUAUCUUUAAGUGAACAGCAAUUAGUUGAUUGUUCUUCUGAUAAUUAUGGAUGCAAUGGAGGUUACAUACCUUUAGCUUUUGAAUAUAUGAUAAAAGAUGGUGGUUUGUGUUCAGCAGAAGAAUAUCCUUAUGUAGAUGUUACACCAGAAAUGUGCUAUAGAAAAAAAUGUAAAACUAAACAUGAAAUUAAAUCAUUUGUAUCUAUUCCUCAAGAUAAAAUUAAGGAAGCUAUAAAAUUUCUUGGACCUAUUAGUAUAAGUAUAGCCGUUUCAGAGGAUUUCAGUUUUUAUGAUUCUGGAAUUUAUGACGGUGAUUGUGCAAAAGAGGUUAACCAUGCUGUUAUGCUUGUUGGAUACGGAAUGGAAGAAACAUUUAAUACUGAUUUAAAUAAAAACGAAAAUAUUUUUUAUUAUAUAAUAAAAAAUUCUUGGGGAGAAGCUUGGGGUGAAAAGGGAUUUAUGAAAAUUGAAACAAAUGAAGAAGGAACACAAAAAAAAUGCUUAUUAGCAAAAGAUGCUUACGUAGCCUUAAUUGAUUAA
Messenger RNA from Plasmodium gallinaceum, 1452 nucleotides. RefSeq names its product cysteine proteinase, putative. Gene Ontology annotation, molecular function: cysteine-type endopeptidase activity. The transcript has a single exon. NCBI's taxonomy places the organism in Eukaryota, Apicomplexa, Aconoidasida, Haemosporida, Plasmodiidae. Gene Ontology annotation, cellular component: lysosome. The coding region runs from base 1 to 1452 and encodes 483 amino acids. The record is from RefSeq and is a predicted model, not a curated record.